Messenger RNA from Harpegnathos saltator (Jerdon's jumping ant), 2068 nucleotides. Its product is annotated as venom allergen 5. Gene Ontology annotation, cellular component: extracellular region. The record is from RefSeq and is a predicted model, not a curated record. The transcript has 7 exons. The coding region runs from base 450 to 1157 and encodes 235 amino acids. NCBI's taxonomy places the organism in Eukaryota, Metazoa, Arthropoda, Insecta, Hymenoptera, Formicidae.
GACUGGUUCAUUAACAAUUACAUGGAUACCCAUGGCACAGGUGGCACGAUAUAUAAAGUCACGAGAAUCGGCGUGGCCAGCUAUUAGUUCGGCUCGUUCCAGCGACCGGUCGAGGUCCGCGCGCGCGCGAGAGCAAACUUGUUCGAUCCCUACACGUCGGUAUCUCCUGACAAUCGUAAAUCGGCCGAUUUAAUCGCACCAACACGUGCCGGAGUGAACGACUUGGAGUCGCUCGUACGGAACGUACGUUUCGAUCAGCCUCCACCAGCUCGCUCCGACGUCUCUUCCUCGUUCUCGUCGUCGUCGUCGUCGUCAUAGCGACUUGAAGGAGACCAACCACGAACAGAUCUCGAUUGCUACUAUCGCCACCAGCUCGGGUCCUGGCAAAGCCACUCGCGCCUACAUCCUUACGAACGCUGCUUCUGGAACUCGUGGAAAUCUCCAUUACGAUGCUGUCUGUCGAGAGGAACGUCGGCCUCAUCCUGAUGGCUGUCACGUGUCUCUUGACGGAGCACUGCGCGGCGUCGUGCCUUGGGAAAACUAUGCUGAGGUCCGGCGGUAUAUCGUGUGAAGAGAAGCAGAUUAUCUUGGACGAGCACAAUCGAUUGAGGCAACUAGUAGCGCUGGGACAGAUACACGGUCAACCUAGCGCGGAGAACAUGAUGGAAAUGAUAUGGGACGACGAACUCGCCGCUAUAGCGCAAAGAUGGGCGGAUCGUUGCGCGGAGACGCACGACAGUCUAAGGAACGUCCGCAGAUUCGCUGUAGGACAGAACAUCGCUCGCACAUGGACGACCAGGCCCCCGGGACCUUACGACGGUGAGCCGAAUUGGCGACGACAAAUUUCCGGUUGGUUCAACGAAGUGCAGUACUACCACACGGGUUACAGCAAAGCUACCGGGCAUUACACUCAGCUGGUGUGGGGCGACACUUUCCUGCUGGGAUGCGGAUACUCGUUCUACUACGAUCCAGCUCGCGGCUACACCAAGAAUUACGUAUGCAACUACGGGCCGAGUGGGAACGUGCUCGGUUAUCAACCUUACAAAUCAGGUCAGCCGGCGUGUGGCAGUUACGGGAUGUCCUACAGCAACAGAUAUGCCGGACUAUGUUCGCGUGGAAGUUAUUAUCACCUGGGAGCGCUGUGUGUGUACGGGUAACGUCGUAACAUUCUGCGGAUAUUCGCCGAAGAACAUCUCCGGUUUCGGGACGAGCUGCGCCAAGAACCCCCCAGGCUCAUUCGUCAUUCUUUCUCAGCACUGCUGAGGGAUUUUCUUCAUCCAGGACGGACAUGAAAUCUCGUGACCAUGCAACUACUGCCCACGUGCGCCCCGUGAAUCGCGUGUUGUUGUUGUGCCGUUCAUAUUGUGGAAUGCACAGGGAUGCACAGAUUCGUUUAUAGCCUCGUGGUUAGCUGCGCGAAAUAAUUUCGUUUGGAGAAAAAGGAAAGCAGAAAGAAAAGGAAAAAAUAAGUAACACGUACGAGAGAGUUUUCCGAGACGAAGGUCGGGGAACACAACGGUCAUCCUUAUUUGUUUGUUCUAGUUCAAUCUGUCUAGUCUAUUCAUAGCUAAUAGAAAUUAGUGAAUUAAGAAAGAGCGCAACAGUGUAUCAAGUCUCGAGUUAAUGCUCUUGUUGUUGUACAGAGAGAGAGGCAGAAGGAGAAGGAGGAUAGAUAAAGCACUCAAGAUUAGUUUAAUCUAACAUAAUUAAACAUAAUAAUAUCAACAAUGUAUCGACAUGACUAGACAUUCUGUAAAAAAUAAAUAGCACUGAACUUCAAUAAAACCUUAACAUUCGCUAGACUAAAAUUUAUCAGUCUUCCUAAUUACUUCACAAUUCCUAAUCAUUUAGUUCAUGAUGUGCAACCGUGUGAUGCAAAUUAUUCAUGAUAAUGCUAUGGUUUAACUCAUGAUAAGGGUAUCAUAUAUUUUAUUAUUUUGUUAAUAUAUGUUUAGAAGCAAUUCACACACACGCGCGCAUAUAUGUGUGUGAAACGCAGAAUUUUACCGGGAAGAAUUCUCUACACGCACAUACACACACACAUUUUUAUAGUCGGUGAUUGUUCGGA